Lactuca virosa is the source of this 777-nucleotide messenger RNA. The record is from the annotation of a GenBank genome assembly. NCBI's taxonomy places the organism in Eukaryota, Viridiplantae, Streptophyta, Magnoliopsida, Asterales, Asteraceae.
AACCCUCUUCAUCCAUUAAACCCUUUCAUAUCUUCCAAAAUUCGUAAUUCUUUUUUAUCAGUAAUUCAAGAAAACAGCAAAUCCAUGGCAGUCAUAUUUUCCUCUUCUAACAUGAUUGUCCAGAUCAGAAAUCAUUCAUCUGCAUCUCCGCCAUCGGUGAAAGCUUUUGCUUCUUCAAAAGGGGGUUUUGUAAACCCUAUCAACUUCAAAUUUCCUUCAAAUUUCACGCAUAAUCCAUCUUCUUUUGCAAUCAAAGCUUACCAGGAUGAAUCGAAACUCGAACCCAAGAGAAGCAUAUCAACACCAAGUAAACCUAAACUUGCCAAUUUCAAGGAACCAAUUCCCGAAAAACAAUCCUUAACAUUUGUCGAUUCAAAGCAAUCUCCAAAAGAAAGAACAGCCACACAAACAUCAUUGGACUAUCAACUAGUUCUCAAGUAUCCACUUGUUACCGAAGCCGCAAUACAAAAAAUCAUAAAAGAAAAUACUUUAGUUUUUAUGGUGGAUGUUCGUGCUAACAAAAAAGAUAUUAGAAACGCGUUUGAAAAUAUGCUUAAGAUCAAGACAAAGAAAAUCAACACGCUCAUCAACUAUGAUGGGACUAAAAAAGCUUUCAUACAGUUGUCGCCUGAGAAUCAGGCGACAACUGUUGCUAAGAAAAUGAAAAUCUUAGCUUAGAUUUUGAUUUUGUCGAGGAUUUUAAUUUUAAUGUUGUAUAUAACCAAGGGAAGCAAAGAUAUGAAGAUGAAAAUGAAAAUGAGAAGCAUGUAGGUUGAC